AUGCUUAGUGCAUAUGAAUGUCAGAGUACUACAAUUCCUUCUAUAAAUCCACAAAAGAAGGAAAAUAAUUCAAAUAAUAAUCGUGAUUGUGUUUGUAUUUUUAUUUUGGGAAUUUUAACUUUAGCUGUUAUUUUUUCUUCUAUUUGUAUAUUUAAAUAUGCUUUGAGAGACAAAUUUGUAUAUGAUGAACUUGUUGAUUAUUUAGAUAAAACAGUGAGUAUAAGCAAAAUUAAUUUUAACCCAACUCUUGGAAUUUACGAAUUGAGGCCAAAUGAAAUGGAAAUUUUGGGCGAACAGAGAAAGUAUAAAUCUUUAAUAUGGACAUUCUUUUUUGUUGAUAUUUCUUCUUUAAUAUUUUUUGGAGUUUCCGCUUUUUUCUUUUUUAGUGUUCAACAAUCAAAGGGAAUUAUUAGAGCACUUUUUUGGAUAUUUUCAAUUUUUGGAUUUCUCUAUUGUUUAAUAGAAUUGGGUGUUUUCACAAUUUUAAUUUCUCCAUUCUCUACUCGAUUACCUAACGCAACAAUUGCUCUUUUAGAUCAUGCAAUUCCUUAUAAUCCAGGAGGAUUAGCACAAAUAGAAAGUCGAUUUAAUUGUAUUUUUGAUCAAAAUCUUUAUGACACUUUCAAGCGACAUUCGAAUCCAAAGAAUACUUGUGACCCUCUACUAUUAAACAGUUUUAUACCAAACAUUUUACUUGGAAUAUUUAUUGCUAUUCGGAUAUUUUUUGUUUCAACAUUAAUAAUUCUUUUAUUUACUCCAAAUAGUUCUUUAAAUAGAUCAAUUACUAAUUUAAUUCUUCGAUUAAAACCGGCAAUUCAUUACAGAAAAAAUAAAUCAGAAAGAAAUAAUCAACAACAAAAAAAUAAAUUACCUUCUUAUUAUGCUUCACCAGCUAAAACAACAUUUAGUGUUAAAGAACCUUCAGCACCUCAACACUCACCUUUACCUACAAAUAUACCUCCAAUAACUCCACCAAUUGGACAUAUUGACCAUUCAAUUAAUUAUAAUAAUGCUGCAUUAUUUGCUGUUUCUGGGGCUAUAAAUUAUGGAGGGGGAGGAGGUUCUAGAAGUUGUUCAGAUAUAUCAAUUGCAAAAUGUGGAAAUUAUUCAACACAAGACUUGACUAUUAGGUGA
Meloidogyne enterolobii is the source of this 1134-nucleotide messenger RNA. The record is from the annotation of a GenBank genome assembly. Lineage: Eukaryota; Metazoa; Nematoda; Chromadorea; Rhabditida; Meloidogynidae.